Molecule: messenger RNA, 1520 nt
Organism: Aphidius gifuensis
Lineage: Eukaryota; Metazoa; Arthropoda; Insecta; Hymenoptera; Braconidae
Product: 17-beta-hydroxysteroid dehydrogenase 13-like
Exons: 7
Coding region: 316-1281 (321 amino acids)
Cellular component (GO): lipid droplet
Molecular function (GO): oxidoreductase activity, acting on the CH-OH group of donors, NAD or NADP as acceptor
Source: RefSeq, a predicted model, not a curated record
CAGUCGUGAUCCAUACGACUGCAUUCGACAUUCAACACUCCGUCUAUCUGUAAAUAUCAACGAUCACAGUGAAACAACUAAUAGAUUUAUAUUUUACAAUUAAAAAAAAAAAGGUAUAUUUAAAUUUUAAACAAUGGUUUACAAAAGUAAUAAAAGAAUUUCUAUUUACAAAUUAUAUUACAUAUUAUAUUGACCAACGUAGAUAAUUAAUAUAAAUAUAAUAUAUUAGAAUAUAAAUAUAUAUGUGUAUAGGUGUAAAUAUAAAGAUAAAAGUGUGUAAAGAUAAAUAAUAUAUCAUUUCUGUCAAAUGAUAAAAUGGAUUUACGCAACAAAUUGAGUAUUGCUUGUGAUAUUUUUUUAUUUAUAUUCACUGCAUUAAUUGACAUUAUUCGUAGUUUUUUUAAAUCACUGAUACCACGAAAAUACAGAUGUAAAAAAAUUAAUAAUGAAAUUGUAUUAAUAACUGGUGGAGCUCGUGGACUUGGUAGAUUACUUUCAAUUAGACUUGCUGCACUUGGAGCUCAUGUUGUUAUUUGGGGUACUAAUGAAACAGGUAUUAAAAAAGUUGUUAAUGAAAUUAAAUCAUUAAAUGGAAAAUGUACUGGCUAUGUUUGUGACAUAACUGAUAAACAAGAAAUUUAUAAAACAGCUAAUAUUAUUAAAAAAGAAAUUGGAAAUGUUACAAUAAUUAUAAAUAAUGCUGGAAUUGCAUAUGGAAAAGCAUUUGUUGACACUAAUGACGAUGAAAUUGAAAAAAUAUUUAAAAUAAAUAUAAUUUCUCAUUUUUCGAUAAAUAAAUCAUUUUUACCAGAGAUGAUGAAAAAUAAUCAUGGUCAUAUUGUUACUAUUUCGAGUAUUGCUGGACUGAUUGGUUCAUAUAAUUUUACUAGUUAUUCGGCAACUAAAUUUGCAGAGGUUGGCUAUCACAAAUCAUUGGAUGCAGAUUUAAAGAUUGGUGGAUACGAUGGAGUUCAAACAACAUUGGCAUGUCCAUAUUACUUUCACUCUGUUGGCUUAUGUCCAAAUGUUAAACCAAGAUUUCCAGCUGCACUCGAACCAAAUUACGUAGCUGAGGAAAUAGUGUUUGGAAUAUUGACAAACAAAAAAAAUGUAAUUCUGCCAGGAUAUUUUGGAUUAUUCAUUCCUUUUAUAGAGCUUUUACCACGACAAUCUUAUAUUAAAGUAAUGAAAAAGAUUUGCGAUGUCGAUGCAACUAUGGAAUCUUUUAAUAAUACCUCGAAUGUUAAUGAGGCAGUAGCCAAUACUUGUAUGUCAAUAUAAAAAAUAUAUUAUAAUGAGUUCUUAUGUAACAGAAUUCUGAUGCGUGAUAUGAUUGAUCUUUGAGAUACAGAAUAAUAAAAUAAUAUUUAUGUUUUUUUAAAGUCUAGUUUUUUGAUCUUUGUAUAUAUAUUAAUAAGAAAGAUCAAACAUUGCUACAUGUAUUGAUUGAUUGUAUUAUUGAGUAUAUAAUUUUUUGAUGAAUAGCAAUAUUUAAAAAAAUAAAUGAAUAAACAAAUAAC